CAAGCGUAACCCAACCCCGGGAUUUGAGAACAAGCUACCGUUAUACAUUCUAUAAAUAAGACAAAAGGUGUCUUGAUAUCAAAUGAAUCUUUGCUCAUUUUGCGUCGGUGUUUCUACCAGGUUAGGUCAACUCUGCAAGACAAUGGCUUUCAACUUUUCCUUGACGAAGCUUUUGCCAAUCGCGGCUGUGGCGGCCGGUGGUACAGCAGCUUACUAUAAACUAGGAUCAAAUGCUGAAGCCAGGCUCCCACCCACUUCGCAAGUUGCCGUUCCCCCCAAGCGCUGAUUUUCCUGACUUGUCAAAGCACCACAAUAUUAUGAAGAAUCAUCUUACCCCUGGUGUGUAUGCGCAACUGAGAGACAGAGUCACGCCGAACGGUAUCACCCUAGACCAGUGUAUUCAGACUGGUGUAGACAACCCUGGCCACCCGUUCAUUAAGAUCGUGGGACUCGUGGCAGGAGACGAGGAAUCAUACGAGACCUUCAAAGAGCUUUUCUAUCCCGUCAUAAAGGAGAGGCACAACGGUUAUGAUCCCGAAACCAUGGUCCACCCCAUUGAUUUGGACCCGUCUAAACUCGCAGGGGGAAAGUUGGACGAAAAAUACGUCCUCUCAUCCCGUGUAAGAACUGGACGUGCAAUUCGUGGAAUCCCCCACCCACCUAUGUGCAGCAGAGCGGAACGACGUGAAGUGGAGCGUGUCGUGACGGAUGCUCUGCAAGGAUUGCCAAAGGACCUUGAAGGGAAGUAUUAUUCGUUGAAGACGAUGACUGAUAAGGAGCAAGAUCAACUUAUUGACGACCACUUCCUGUUCGACAAACCGGUGUCGCCUUUGCUGACGUCAGCUGGCAUGGCACGUGACUGGCCCGACGGUCGAGGAAUCUUCCACAACGAUAAGAAGAACUUCCUCGUGUGGAUCAAUGAAGAGGAUCACUCCAGGAUCAUUUCAAUGGAGAAGGGAGGAAACAUGAAGUCCGUGUUCGAGCGCUUCUGCCGCGGCAUCAACGAGGUCGAGAAACUCAUCCAAGAAAAAGGUUGGGAGUUCCAGAAGUCAGAAAACCUUGGCUACAUCCUGACUUGCCCGUCCAAUAUUGGAAACGGUCUUAGAUGCGGAGUCCACGUUAAACUGCCAAAGCUCUCACAGGAACCCAAAUUCAAUGAGAUCCUGGAGAAGCUUCGUCUCCAGAAGCGUGGAACCGGUGGUGUGGACACAGCUGCCGUAGGUGGAACUUUUGAUAUCUCCAACCUUGAUCGACUUGGGAAAUCCGAGGUGCAACUGGUGCAAGAAGUGGUUGAUGGAGUAAGCCUUAUGAUUGAUAUGGAAAAGAAAUUGGAGAAAAGACAAAGCAUCCAACACCUUAUUCCAAAAUAAACUGAACAACUCGUGUACAUAGAACCAACAUUGAGAUUAUAUAUAUGAGAUUAACAAAUAUUGUAAAUAAAUCUAUUUUUUAGGUACUGUUAUAAAUAUUAUUUCUUUAUUUUUUACUACGUAGGCUUUCGUUCCUUUACCGAACCCAGUAUUAAUUUGCGAGGUAGUAUACUGUAUAUAAUUCCUUUUAAUUUGGCAUGAUUGCUGUUUGCACAGACGCACGUUACACUGUAGUGGUUAAUCCUUUAAGCCCAAGAAUACUUAGCCAAUAGCUUAACUGUACAUAGGCAUGCAUAGGUUUGUAUAUAUAGUAGCUUUAGAUCGGGACGUUGUUGUACUGCAGUUUUAUAUUUGAAAACUAACCUAAAACACAGCACACAGCGAAAUAAGCCGACUUCCCUAACGUUCAACUAUUUACUUGUUUGCGUAGGUUUUUUUAGAUGCCUGAAAUCCAAGCCAAGACUUUACCUGACGUGUUCCACGCUUAGUAGACCAAUUGCCGCUUUUCUGUAUAGCUGUAGCUUAUCUUAUUCAGCUCUGUUCAGUAUGUGAACUUUAACAAAAAAACUUUUUGUUUGCUGUUAAUUUUAACAUUUUAGGCAAUUGUUCACAUACUGUUCAUUGCCUGCGUUUAUAUUUUUUUAUGCUGUGCUUUUUUAACUUUGUAAAUAUUUGCUGCACGUUCAAAUCUCUGGGUCAAUCCUUCAUGGGUGAUUCCAUCAAAAGGCUCAUCACUGUGAAGCUAGUAGCUUGUGUUGCUUUUUCUGAAACUUUAAAUAAAACUGAAUCUUAUUUUCUAAA
Molecule: messenger RNA, 2171 nt
Organism: Ciona intestinalis (vase tunicate)
Lineage: Eukaryota; Metazoa; Chordata; Ascidiacea; Phlebobranchia; Cionidae
Source: RefSeq, a predicted model, not a curated record